Molecule: messenger RNA, 2376 nt
Organism: Plodia interpunctella (Indianmeal moth)
Lineage: Eukaryota; Metazoa; Arthropoda; Insecta; Lepidoptera; Pyralidae
Exons: 2
Coding region: 377-2155 (592 amino acids)
Source: RefSeq, a predicted model, not a curated record
UACUAACUGUAAUGACCAGAAUAGCUGGCUAUAUAAAGGCAGCUUAAUUAAGCUGCCUUUAAUUUUCCUUUAAAAAAAAUAUGAGACGUACAUAAAGUGUUACUGUUUUUUUUUUCCUUUUAUUUUAAAAAUUAAAGUACUAUGCAACUGUCAUGUCAAUAGUAGAAAAAAUAUUUUUGCGCUGGUAACCCGAAUCUGUCAUUAUUUUGUAACCGUCGUCGAACACCUGCCUCCGGUUUUUUGUUUACUCUCCGACAAACGUAAAAUUGUGAAUUAAAACUUUUGUUUUACAUAAUUCGGUGAAUUAGAAAAGUGAAUAUAGUUAUUGUGGAACUCUACCGUGUGUUGUUUCAAAUGUUUUUAGCGAUACUUUGGAAUGUUUUCGGAUACUAUGGACACCAUUGACAACAACCAAUUUGAAGUGGUACCAAGCUCCAAAUCGAAGCGAAAGAUUGUCACUCCGUGUUCUACUGCCUACCUGAACCCAGCUCUGGAUCUCCUCGCAAACGAAGACCCAAUGUGUAACACUGCCAUGGAAAUAGUACCCAAAAAACGGAAACGUACCAAAAGUGAUGAAAUCACCACUUUCGAAAAUACAGCUUUGGAUGUUGGAAUAAGCAAAGCAGCUGUCAAUGAAUUCCUUGCCAGAGAACUAGAAAAUGUACGCAAGAACAUCAAAAGUUACGAUUACAGUCAACCUACAGAUUCUAAAGAAAAUGUACCACCAACAACAAGAGAUGUUCCGUUGGCAAUAGACAAUGAAGAGCCUAUUUAUGCUAACUUAACUAACUUAUCUAAGACAGCAGAAACUAUUCCAAAUGCUAUAGUACCAUACAGGGAUGCUCAAGAUAUGGAUGUGACUGUAUUUGAGCCCAAUGUAAGUGAAAUAGAAAUGGACUCUGGUAUAUCUGUUUUGGAGCAGAAAUCCUUGAAUAAUGCUACACAAACAGAGAUUAACGAUUUCAAUUCAAAUACAGUUAACGCAACAAAUAUUCAAACAAAUGUUACCAACCAAAUAUUUAUAAAUAACACCUGUAAUUUAAAUUUAAGUUUCAUUGACAGACUUGCGUUAGAUUCGCCAAAUUUGUCGAAUCAGUCUUUAUAUUUGGAUGAUGAUUUAAACGAGAGCAACAUUAUGGAAAUUAAGACCAUAACGAUAAUAACGAAAAAGAAAAAAAUUCCAGAGAGAAAGAUAAUUACUAAUCCAUUUCUUGAUCCCAAUUUGCAGUUGGACUGUCCUAUUUCUGAUCAAAAUCCUUUUCUCGAUGAAAAUGUAAAAGAAUUAGAAUAUAAUGAGGAAAUGUUAAAUAAUCCGGUCAAAGCUCCAGCGCCGUUACCUAGCGACUUAAUGCCAAGAAAACUUUUUGCCUCCGACACUAACAGCACUAUAUCUACUAUGAACGAAUCUAAUGUUGAUCAGAAUGAGUAUGAAAACAUUGAUAGCUACAGGGCAGAGAGCCCAAUAUAUGAAAAUAUCAGCGGAGAACUCAAUGACACAAGUUACAAUAAGCAAAGCAAGAUUUUAGGCUGUGAUGUGUCCAACUUCAGUGCUGUAGACAUUAUGAAUUUGAACAGAAAUAAACUUGAACCGAACUGUUCCACUGAUUCUAACGAGAAUAAAAAACAUUUCAAGCACAGUAUAUUGAGAGCUAGUAACAAAUUGUCCAAGAAAGUAUUUAAAACAUUAAAGAAAACUUUCAAAGGUGAAAAAGUCGAACACAACGCUACAUUGAACCCUUAUGAAGUUCCAAGAAAGCCGCCGAAACAAAAACCCGAACCAAAAGAGUCUGGAAUUGAAAAUCCAUGUUUAAACCUGGACAAUUCUGAUGAAAUUGAAAUAGAAGAGGUUGAUGAUGAUGACGACAUUGAACAUCAGUAUGAGACGAUCAAAACAAUAAGGAAUACAAGACUAAAUAUGAAUGUCACUCCGUUAAAAGAGAGGGCUGUUGAAAAUGCAGACUUUUCACACAAUAAGACUAAUACUCCGGGGAAGAAAGUCAGGUUCGAUUCAACAUUGAAUCAAGAGAAAGUCAUAACGGGCAAUAGUUUUGAUUGUGGACUUCAAAGUCCGGGGUUCGACGCUAAGAUUGAUAAGUAUCACGACGAAUUAGAGAACUGUAUAAAUGAACGGAAAAUUUUGCAGCAAAAUAUGUAACUACAGUGUAGUUAAGUAUAUAUUUAAAAAAAGAAUGCAGUUACUGCAUUUUUUAAAAUUGAGGCUUGACAUAAUAAUUAUCACACUACAUUAAAGUUGUUAUGUGUUGAAUAAUUUUUAUAAAACAUUGUAAAUGUAGUUAUGUCUGUCUGUAUGUCUUAUAAAUCCAAAGUGCUACAUCCAAAGUGUACAAUAAAGCAUUCCAAAGUAUUUUUACCAAA